AUGAGCUAUACCGUCAUAUUACACACUCAUUCCACGGACGCAAAUCAUCGUAUUGCCGUCCAGUUCCGGAGCGACAAGCAAGACCUUUUCGGAGUCACCGAAGCUAGCCGCAUUCAUGGACCUAUUGUACCCCUGGUAACAUACCAGGGCAUAUACGAAGAGCUCUUUGUGUACACAUCCCCUUUUGCCGAAGGGAUACCAUAUAUCAGUGUCUUGAUGUCUUCGAACGACUUUCAACUGCCGCUUGAGAAGAAAAUAGCGACUGUCACAGGCCUUGCAAACCUCAUUACCCGAGGAGCCAGAACGAACACUGCUCUAUGCGAUAUCGCUACACUUCCCGUCACCCUUGCCCAUCAGGAUCUCGCCCCAUUCAAUUACCUCAUUGACGACUGUACGGGCCGGGUUCAAGCUGUACUAGAUUGGGAUGGUGCUCUUUACCUCCCAGUCGGGUCUAAUUUCCAUUCCAUAGAUAACCUUUUCGGGUUCAUGACCCCAAGUUGUUGGCAAGACACGGAAGAUCGUAAGGAACUAGAAGAAGCGUUCUACAAUCAGGCUCUAGAUAGUCUUGCUGUGAAGGGGUUUAGCGGAAUAACAAAAGAGCAACUAGAGUCGCAGAAGGCGAUCGGGAUACUGCUGUAUGGUGUGGAGCGGCUUCUCAGGUUCAAAAACGAACGAGCCGAGCACUAUCUGGAGGGAUAUCUUCAAGCUUUGUCUUUCAUGAGCGGAUUCAUUUUCUCGUAUUAUAUCAGUUAUGGAUGGGACCUCGAUGAGGGCGUUAAAGAGCGCCGGAGUAGAGUGUGGGCGGAGUAA
This is a messenger RNA of Penicillium subrubescens, 810 nucleotides long. RefSeq lists its product as uncharacterized. The record is from RefSeq and is a predicted model, not a curated record. NCBI's taxonomy places the organism in Eukaryota, Fungi, Ascomycota, Eurotiomycetes, Eurotiales, Aspergillaceae. The coding region runs from base 1 to 810 and encodes 269 amino acids. The transcript is spliced from 2 exons.